Molecule: messenger RNA, 2641 nt
Organism: Amblyraja radiata (thorny skate)
Lineage: Eukaryota; Metazoa; Chordata; Chondrichthyes; Rajiformes; Rajidae
Gene: eri1
Product: exoribonuclease 1
Exons: 7
Coding region: 142-1197 (351 amino acids)
Cellular component (GO): cytoplasm; nucleolus
Molecular function (GO): nucleic acid binding; 3'-5'-RNA exonuclease activity
Source: RefSeq, a predicted model, not a curated record
AUGCGCCGAUCGGCUCUCCGCUCUUCGAGCCCUUCUCGCCAAAGAUCCUACAGCUCCGCUAUAAGAUCUUUGCUUCUCGCUCCUCGACGCCUGUUCCCGUCUGGCGGAGGUGACGUAAGACGCUAGCGCGCGGAGGCGGAAAUGACGAGCGUUGUUUGCGCGGCGGUUGGGGCGAAGAUGGAGGAGGAUCAAAAGGAGAACUUUCCGCGGGCUCCCGACAGCGGCCCUGGUCCUGGUCCGGCGCAGCUGAAGCAGCGCUGCAGACUUGAUGGUCAAGAAUAUCCAAUAAAAGCUACUCCUACAACCUACAUAAAAGACUUCAGUGACCCAGUCUACAAAGAAAUUGCUGUCACAAAUGGUCACAUCAACAGAAUGACUCGUGAUGAGCUCCGCACAAAGCUAGCAGAGCUCCAUUUAGAAACCAGGGGAGUGAAGGAUGUGCUGAGAAAACGGUUAAAAAACUUCUACAAGAAGCAGAAACUGACUCAGACUUUGCAAAUCAAGUCAGAGUGUUCAGAUAUGUACUACGAUUACAUCUGCGUUAUUGAUUUUGAAGCAACUUGUGAAGAGAACAAUCCACCAGAAUACCUGCAUGAAAUUAUUGAGUUUCCCAUUGCUCUCAUGAAUACUCGCACGCUUGAAAUUGAGGAUACAUUCCAGGAGUAUGUUAAACCAGAACAGAAACCCACCCUUACAGAAUUCUGCACCAAACUCACGGGCAUCACACAGGAUAUGGUGGACAAGGCAGGGAGUUUUCCAGAUGUUCUUCAACGAGUAGUUGAUUGGAUGAGAGAGAGAGAACUAGGAACCAAGUGCAGAUAUGCAGUAUUAACUGAUGGGUCCUGGGAUAUGAGCAAGUUCCUGAAUGUUCAGUGCCACCUCAGCAGAAUCGAAUAUCCACGGUUUGCAAAGAAAUGGAUUAACAUCCGAAAAAGUUAUGGCAACUUUUACAAGGUUCCUCGGACUCGGACCAAACUUGCCUCCAUGCUGGAAAAUCUCGGAAUGGUGUAUGAAGGUCGGCCUCACUGUGGAUUGGACGAUUCUCGAAAUAUUGCUCGGAUUGCUAUCCGAAUGCUCCAGGAUGGUUGUGAACUACGUGUCAAUGAGUGCCUGCAUGCAGGGCAACUGGUAAAUGUCCCCAAUACCUCCCCAUUGGAGAGUGCUCCUCCUCCUUACUCCCCGUGGCAGAAAGUUUAGGUACCGGAAUACUGGAAUGGAGAAUCCAGUGUGCCCAAGUAGGUUUGAAGGAGGAGUGAAGGAGCACAACAUUCAGACUAUUUGUUGGCAGUUGUAAUGGACUAUUUUUUGUAAAUUGCCUUGUUCAGAAGCACCACCUGGAUUUUGUGCUUUAUUUUUUUAAUUCUAUGUCACAGGGUUGUCUAUUACCUUUCUGCGUGUGCUGUAAUGCUUAUGAUACAGUGUGAAAUGCUGCAAGUCGGGAAAAUGGGAAUUGACCAAAUUUCACUUAAUUGGGUUGAACUAUACAUCCGAAGUCCGUCAAUAAAGCAUUGUUUUGUAUUACUUCAGCUUUGCCUUUUCAUAUAUUAGAAUUGUGAAACUGGCAUGUAGUCAAAUAUUUACAAAAUCUCUUAGGCAAUAUAUUAUAUUCAUUAGUGAUCAGUUUGCCUUGAAUAUCCAUGUGCCCCACACAUUCUCCAUUAGCUAAAGGAAGUCAAGUAACAGCAAUGUGCAAUUUUUUGUUUUAUUUUAUUAUUCAUCUUACUUUGGACUGUUGCACCCAGUGUUGUCCAAGUCUUAUUUUCUCUGCUGUACCAAUGUAGCAAAAUAGUAUAUUUAAGUUGAACAAACCAAUGUGACAGAAUCCUGCCUAUUGUGUUUAAGAAAGAGCUGCAAAUGCUGGAAAAAUUGAAGGUAGACAAAAAUGCUGCAGAAACUCAGUGGGUGAGGCAGCAUCUAUGGAGCGAAGGAAUAGGUUGUGUUUCAGAAGGGUCAUGACCCGAAACGUUGCCUCUUCCUGCGCUCCAUAGAUGCUAAUUUUGCUUACUGCUCACCAUAAAGAAACUUUGCUUAUUUCCCUCCCUCACCUGUAAUGCUGUUUUUUUGUUUUUGUUUGUUUUUUUGCUACAGAAGAGUGCUCCUGGUAUUCUAUAAUAUAAUUUUCAGAUGUUUCUUUGAACAGUUAGACUUGACUGGCAUAUUAGAUCUGCAAAUAUUGUGGAGAUUUAGACUGAAGAUUAUUUUGAUAUUAGAUUGUUUUUAUUGCUUGUACACUUAAUAAUAAUUUCUCUUCAUUACCACAUUUUAAUAUUUUAUCCAGCUGCUAUAAAUCUCAACUCAUUUUAAAGGAAGUGAGUGAGUUCCUCAUUAUCUAUUUGCUCCGUAUGUGCAUGAGCAGAUAGGUUGAUGUGCAUUUUCAACAGCACAUUGAGAGCAAAGACUAGUGAUACACACGUUUUCACUUGAAUUUACGAUAAAAGCUAAUUCACUUAUUUUUGUACUUUCAAUGACCACUUUUGCUAAUCAACAUACUCUAUAAACACAACUUCCUAUUGUGAGCGCAGAACUUGCCCUUUAAUGUUUACUCAUUUCUCUUUGUGAAAGUUGGAAAAUAUCAGAACUUGUUACACCUGUUCAAUGCCUUUGUUUGAAUUUGUUCAUUAAAGGCUAAUUUUUAAAACAA